GUCAAAGGGGGGUUACAAUACCACGCCUUGUCACGUACGUCACCUCAGUCACGUUACAUUGCCGGCUUGUCUCCUUUUAAAUCCAGGAACAGGCGCACAUAGUGGAGAUUGAAAUGCCGGUAUAGUUCUGGGACUAACAAUUUAUUUAUCGAUUAACAAAUGUAAAUAUCGACGCUUUCUGGAGGAGUACUUUAAAACCCCGUGUUAAUUUAUACAUUUUUUGGGGGCAUUGGAGAAUUCAACAUUGUUGCAAUAUAUAUUAUAUCUGCGUUGUGAUUAGUAACUUUUUAUUUUACAAUUCUUUUUCGAAACGCGUCUUAUAGUGAUAGCCUAAAUCCCCCAGUUACUGAAACUUUUUGGUUUUUUUUAAACCGCGAUGCCCAGGGAGCUUACACGAAAUCGAAUCCAAAAAAUCUGGAUUUCUUCAAGGGAUGAUAAACCCGCUAUACCUUGCAGUUCCGGUGGCCCCCACCUGACAAACUCACCCACUGUGAUAGUCAUGGUCGGACUGCCUGCUCGUGGGAAGACCUACAUUGCAAAGAAACUGACACGCUACCUCAACUGGACUGGAGUCCCUUCUAAAGUGUUCAAUGUCGGGGAAUAUCGUAGAGAAGCAGUCAACUGUAAUUCGUAUGACUUCUUCAGACCAGAUAAUCAAGAUGGAAUGAAAAUAAGAAAGCAAUGUGCCUUAGCUGCUUUGAAAGAUGUCAGAUCCUACCUUUCUGAGGAAGGUGGCCAGCUUGCUGUCUUUGAUGCUACCAACACAACAAGGGAGAGGAGAGACAUGAUCCUUAACUUUGGCAAAGAGAAUGGAUUCAAGGUGUUUUUUGUUGAGUCUGUCUGUGAAGAUCCAAGUGUUGUUGAGACAAAUAUUAUGGAAGUCAAGGUGUCUUGUCCAGAUUACAAAGACUGCAAUAGAACAGAUGCCAUGGACGAUUUCCUCAAGAGAAUAGAAUGUUACAGGGCUUCAUAUCAACCUCUGGAGCCAGAUCACUAUGACAAGGACCGUUCUUUCAUUAAAGUGAUCGAUGUUGGUCGGAGGUUUUUGGUGAACCGUAUCCAGGAUUAUAUCCAGAGUAAAAUUGUUUACUACUUGAUGAACAUGCAUGUCCAGCCUCGCACCAUUUAUCUGUGUCGCCAUGGAGAAAGUGAGCACAACCUCCGGGGCCAGCUUGGGGGAGACUCUGAGCUGUCUCCCAGGGGGAAGAAGUUUGCGAGGGCUCUGUCAGGAUAUCUUAAGGAGCAGAACCAGAAGAAUCUCAAGGUAUGGACAAGCCAGCUAAAGAGGACCAUCCAAACUGCAGAGGCACUGGACAUGCCUUAUGAACAAUGGAAAGCACUUAACGAGAUUGACGCUGGGGUGUGCGAGGAAAUGAAUUAUGAAGAAGUCAAGGAGAGGUACCCUGAGGAAUUCGCUUUACGUGAUCAGGACAAAUAUCAUUACCGCUAUCCAACUGGGGAGUCCUAUCAGGACCUGGUCCAGCGCUUGGAGCCGGUCAUCAUGGAGCUGGAGAGACAGGAGAAUGUUGUUGUGGUGUGUCACCAGGCUGUCAUGAGGUGUCUCCUGGCUUACUUCCUGGACAAGAGCGCAGAUGAGAUGCCCUACCUCAAGUGUCCUCUCCAUACAGUACUGAAACUGACUCCUGUUGCAUAUGGCUGCAAAGUUGAAUCCAUUUAUUUGAAUGUCAAUGCAGUAAACACCCACAGGGACAGACCAGAGGAUAUAAAGAAGGGACCUAGCACUUUAAUGAGGCGCAAUAGUGUUACCCCGCUGGCAAGCCCUGAGCCUACCAAAAAGCCAAGAAUGAACAGCCUAGAUGAUCAUAUAUCAUCGACUUCAUCUGCUCUGCCUGUGCACAUCGCCUCUGACAUCCCCACUUCUGUACCUGGACAACCUUGGCUUGGCAAAGCUUGCUUGCGAACAGUUUUCCUUUUAUCUCAAAGUUUUCUCCUCACUAAUAUUUCAAAGAACAUGAAAAGACCUUCAGACCUACCCGAGGCAACGCAGGCUUACCACUGAACCCCUGAACCACCUGCUUGUAAUUCAACCUUUCAACCUUCAUUUGGGACAUUGUUUAAUGUUGAACCCUACGAAUGCACAGGGCUUUUCUUUGUUGCAUCUUCUGAUCAUCUGGACUGGGCUGGAUGUAUUAUAUCAAAAUGCAUUGACCAUUUUCACAUCUAUAUAAACGAAAUGAAAUGUCACACCAUUGUAAUAAUUUGUAAGUGCUUAUAGUACACAAAUUCCAUUUUUUUUGUAAAUAAGAAAAAUCUCAUUGUAGAGAUCUUGCUGGAUAUUUGUAAAUAGUGUAUAUAUGGUGUAAGUGAAUGUUAGAGUAAACCAAGCUAAAAUGUUUGUGGUAAGCUGUUCAUAAAAUGCUACAGUCUUGGUGCAUAGGACUGCUAUUUCUCAUGAUCCUAAGUGUCCAGUAUAUACAACCUAACGAAUAGAAGAAUGCUAACUUUGCUCUAGGCAAAUAAGUCCUUUUAAAAAUGUAAGCACAGUGCUUGAUGAAAAUAGUAUUCUGAAAGCCUAUUAAAAGCUGCCUAUUUAGCAAUUGUUUUAAAAGGGCCACCAUUGUGAAUAUGCCUGGUGACUCACGUUUACAGCAAACCUAAACUCUACACAAUCUACUCGAUUGCACUUUACAUAUGAACGCCGAUAUUUUUCAAAAUUGCACCGUAUAGCUGAAGUCUUCGUGAAUCCAUAUAAGAGUAUUUUCUAGGACUGAUUUUUUUUUUUUACUAUUCUAGGUAGUAGUUGAUGUGUCUGACUCCUAGGGUUCUGUUUUUAUCAAUGCUUUUUAACUAGUGUUUUUAAUUAUACCUUUAAGAGAGAUUUACAGUCAAAACUAGCACAAUACAUUUUAAAUACCCUGCACUCCACCAAAGUUUCUUACCAGUUCUGUAACAUUACCAACAGUAAACUGCUAUUAUGAAUGGGAUGCUAGAUUCCUUUUUGUGUGAGAUAAGAUUGUUCUAGCCAAUUGAAUGUAGAGUUGUCUUGAUCCCUAAGAGGACGUGUCAGUUUGGGAAUAGACUGGACUGAUCCAGUAUCUCUUGAGGUUCUUAACAGGUUGCUGAUAGCUUUACACUCAAAUGACAUGUAAAUGUUCAUUGUUACCAAAAACAUUUUUUUGUGGUACCAGCCUGUCACUAACAAAGGGCCUGCUUAUCGUAAAGGGUGGCUGUAAUGGGUGAGUGCAAUUCUGAAUCUGUUGUAUUCAUUUUUAUCUUUUACUGUUUGUAGUUCUUUGUUUUCUUCUCCCUGUUAAUUUGUAUUGUUUUUUUGUAAACUAGGAGUUCCUUAAUUGUUAUUUGUUUGGGAAGAGUUAUUCAAUGCAAGUCACCAAACUUUGUAGUUUAAAGGGGCUGAAAAAUAAAUGUAUUUAAUUGAAAAGAAGCAAUAUUUUUUAUUAUUGUUUUGUGUCACUGCACUCUAUGUAUGAGUUUUGAACAUGCAAAAUCUGGAUAAACAAGCAGGAUAUUUUUCUAACUUUGAGAUUGCAGUAUUGAAUAUUACCUUGCCCUUUAGAGAUGCUAUAUGCCAUCAAGUGGUUAUUGUUCAGAAAAGUUAACCACAGUGCCUAGUGCUUCUGUCUUGCACAGUAAACAUUAAACAUUGCUUUGUAAAUGAAGUAGCAGCAAUUCAUCUGGAACUUUGGUCCAUAUCUAAUUGUUGAACAUUGCAAUUGGCAGCCUACUGUUGUAAUGUAAUUGUUUGUUCUCCUAAUAUUUUCCUGUAUUUCCUUUAUCUUUGAUUGCAGAACUGAAAAGAUCUGUGUAUUAAUGUAUUUUUGAAAUUGGCCUAAACACUUAAGUAUAUACUGUCAAUGUUUCAAAUACAUUUACCUUUUUAAGGAGAUGGUGCAUGUCAAGCUUGAUUUAAAUGACAGCAUAUUUUAUUUGACUAUUUUAAAAAUAGACUUUUUUUUAAUGACUAGUUUUAAAAAGUGUGUUUCUGUUUUGAUUCUAAUUUUUAUUUAUUUGCAUGUAAACGUUUUAGUUUUAAUUGCAGAAGAGUAGAUUUAUCUUUGUUAAAGCUGUACUGAACAAGCUGAAAAGUCAUACAGUGAGGAUAUAUUCACUAGGGACACUUCUGUGCCCAUAGAUCUUUUGGGUUUGUCUCUAUUUAAAGUAAAUUGGAUUACUGUGUUCUGUUAUCCAACAGCCCAUUAGAAACCUCGACCUGUCAAAGCAAGUAUUUUAACUUCAUGCAAUUUUGGCAUUUAUGUGCUUAUUUGUACUUUUGAAUUUUUCCUUUUUUCUUUUUUUGUAUCCUGCACAGCCUGGAAUAUUUGUUUUCUGAUUCGCUGGCAUAUUACUUGUUUUCUGUUCUCUAUAUAAUUGUCUGAGUUAUACCUGAAAUAAAAUAAAACAAACAAAAAAAACAUG
Messenger RNA from Acipenser ruthenus (sterlet), 4395 nucleotides. Its product is annotated as 6-phosphofructo-2-kinase/fructose-2,6-bisphosphatase 3-like. NCBI's taxonomy places the organism in Eukaryota, Metazoa, Chordata, Actinopteri, Acipenseriformes, Acipenseridae. The record is from RefSeq and is a predicted model, not a curated record. Gene Ontology annotation, biological process: fructose metabolic process; fructose 2,6-bisphosphate metabolic process. Gene Ontology annotation, cellular component: cytosol. Gene Ontology annotation, molecular function: ATP binding; 6-phosphofructo-2-kinase activity; fructose-2,6-bisphosphate 2-phosphatase activity. The coding region runs from base 377 to 2020 and encodes 547 amino acids. The transcript has 17 exons.